Molecule: messenger RNA, 926 nt
Organism: Antrostomus carolinensis (chuck-will's-widow)
Lineage: Eukaryota; Metazoa; Chordata; Aves; Caprimulgiformes; Caprimulgidae
Gene: HMGN1
Product: high mobility group nucleosome binding domain 1
Exons: 3
Biological process (GO): chromatin organization
Cellular component (GO): nucleus; chromatin
Molecular function (GO): nucleosomal DNA binding
Source: RefSeq, a predicted model, not a curated record
UCUCAGAAACCUGCUCCUGCCAAAGCAGAGCCGAAACCAAAAAAGUUAGCGGCAAAGGACAAAUCUGAGGACAAGAAAGCUCCAUCAAAGGGGAAAAAGGGGCCUAAAGGAAAACAGACAGAAGAGACAAACCAAGAACAGACAAAGGACAACUUGCCUGCAGAAAAUGGGGAAGCUAAAAGUGAGGAGACCCCAGCAUCUGAUGCUGCAAUAGAGAAAGAAGCUAAGUCCGAGUAACAUCUGGUACCAGGUCUUUAAUUGGUGGUCGUUAUACCUUUCUUCUUGUACAAUUCAGAGGAAUAUUUUUAUCAACUAUUUUGUAAAUGCAAGUUUUUUGUAGUUCUAGAAGACACAUUUUUAAAAAGGAGAGAAUCCCAACUCAACCCAUUUUUUUACAUAUUUAGAUAAGUGUAAAUGCUUUUUUUUUUAAAAGUGGUAAAAUCAUGUGCUGGUUGUCUGUUUUCUAUGAAACCAGAAAUUAAUGGCAUGUUACAUUAAGGAGAGGGCUUUGAAGCCGUGAUUAGGCUUCAUGUUCCAUAGACUGUGAGGGACAGUUUUUCUAUCCUAUUAAAAGAAGCAUAACACAGAUCAGAAUUUGGAAUUCAUAAUGAUAUGUUGAGAAUGUCUUAACAUUUUAGUUAUUUAUCUUUAUCUAUGGUUGUACCAUCAGUAGAAUUGCUUAUCUAAUAAAACUGCUCCCUAGUGUUGGAUUUCUUGCUGAGUGAUGUGUAUAUGUGACAAAGUUAUUUUUGGUAGUUGCAGCUUUAUUUUUUCCAACAACUUUGUAGCUGUGAUGCAAAAGAUUGGAAAUCUUUAUUAUGUCUUUAAAUACUGACUAAGUAAAAGCUUCAGCUUGGCAGGCAUGACUUGUUACGUCAGUAUUUGAGAUACUGGAAUUUCACAUCCAGUUUUAAAGGGCGGCUUGU